Molecule: messenger RNA, 549 nt
Organism: Monoraphidium neglectum
Lineage: Eukaryota; Viridiplantae; Chlorophyta; Chlorophyceae; Sphaeropleales; Selenastraceae
Exons: 6
Coding region: 1-549 (182 amino acids)
Biological process (GO): regulation of gene expression
Cellular component (GO): nucleus
Molecular function (GO): protein binding
Source: RefSeq, a predicted model, not a curated record
AUGUGCUACGCCUGCGUCCCGUGGCAGUCAGCAGCACGAGGCACGUGGCUCACCCAUUUGCCACACCUUGUGCUGCCCCCGCUGCUGGGCGCCGCGCCGCACAGCAGGGCCCGCCAAGCCAUCGCAGGCUUUGUGAGUGGCAUUUACAAGGCCACUGCCGCAUUCCAGCAGGUGGACCCCUCACUGCCGCCGCUGUGGCAGGCCAUCACCAAGCUGGACAAGGCGGGGGUGGAGGCGGCCAUCAGGGCGGGCGCCGACCUUAACGCGCGCAACGCCGCCGGCGACACGCCGCUGCUCUACAUCGCCCGCGAGGGCCACUACAAGUUCCCCCCAAAGGACAUCCCCCUGGCCCUCAUCCAGGCGGGCGCUGACCUGGAGGCUAAGGACAGGGACGGCAAGACGGCGCUGGACGUUGCCCUUCUUUCCGGGUGGCAGAACAUCGCGGAGCUGCUGAUCAAGUCCAAGGCCCAGACGGGCGGCGUGGCGGCCAUCAAGGGUGCCGUCACCUGCCCCGACUGCAAGCGCAUCAUCGCUCAGUACGCGUUGUAA